CCCACCUCAGACUACUGCUGUUUGUCUGUGUGUGUUGAUAAAAAUGGCCGCAAUGGAAGGGUACCUCAGCAAGUGGACGAAUGUGAUGAAAGGGUGGCAGUACCGCUGGUUCAUCCUUGAUGACAAUGCCGGCGUUAUGUCCUACUACACAUCCCGAGAGAAAAUGGUGCGAGGAGUGAGACGCGGUUGUGUAAGACUCAAAGGUGCCGUCAUAGGGAUAGACGACGAAGACGACAGCACUUUCACAGUCACGGUCGACGGGAAAACCUUCCAUUUUCAAGCAAGAGACGGCGACGAGAGGGAGGCCUGGGUUCGCUCCCUGGAGGACACGAUCUUGCGACACGCUCAAGCCGCUCACCGGCGGUGGGACCCGAGUAAGCCAGCGCCAACGGUCAAAGAUUUUGACAAAAAGCUCGUCGAGGCGGACGCUUACUUGCAAAUUGUGAUAGACCAAGUGAGGAGGAUAGACGAGCACAUCGCCAAAAGUGUGGACGAGGAGAGCCGCAUCCGCUGCGAAAACAUCAAGCAGCAUGCCGAGGACAUGCUCGAGAACGUCAAGCACACGAUAGCCCUGCUGCAAAUCGCCAAGAGCACCGCACAUCCUGUGAAUGGAAUUUACCAGGGGCCCAUCACGCCUCUGGCUGCGGUCGACAGCAGACAGGCAGCAAGGGUGGCAGCAGACUUUACAGAACUUUUUAGUGACCCAGUUGUUAUGCCUCUGAUAGAUCCAGUUCAGCCCGGCAUUGAGUUAGGCGCAGAGUGCAUGGAUUCCUCUUUGAACGCGAGCAGUCUAGCAGCCAUUACCAGCUUGGGUGUUCCUGAGACGUCGUAUUCCAGCUCGGACGAGGAGGACUUUUUCGACGCCAAUGACUAUUCGCAUUCCUCUUCUCUGCCUGUCUCCCCUACAGGUUUACCUAUCAGCUUGUCACGGAGAGAGUCGCAGGCGAGAGACGCGGCGUCUUCCUCGUCGACAACCGUGUCAGGGUCUGGCCCGGUGGCAGCAAAUGAGGGUGGCGGCUCGAGAGCACCACCCCUCUACAAGAGCGAUGGCUCUCUCGACUAUGAUGGUAAAGACUCCAGCUUAGCCCUCUACGAGGAUGACGAGGAACAAGACUUGGUCAGCAUGGAGUGUAAUGGCUCGGUGGUCAGCCAUUUGUUGUCGCAAGUCAAGAUCGGCAUGGAUCUUACCAAAGUCGCACUGCCAACUUUCAUUCUCGAGAGGCGAUCCUUGCUAGAGAUGUAUGCUGACUACUUCGCACACCCAGACCUGUUCGUCAGCAUUGCUGACUUUACGGACCCCAGGGACAGAAUGGUGCAAGUUGUGCGUUGGUAUCUGAGUUCCUACCACGCGGGCAGAAAGUCAGCCGUAGCCAAGAAGCCUUAUAACCCUGUGCUGGGCGAGAUGUUUAAAUGCUGGUGGGACGUACCAGGCAUCACUGGCUGCUCAAACUCGCCCACGGCCAAGGACGAGGUCAAGGAUGGUCCCAUUCCGUGGUGCACCCAGGACCAGUUGGUCUUCUUGUCAGAGCAGGUUUCUCAUCAUCCGCCAAUUUCUGCUUUUUACGCUGAGCACUAUGAUAAGAGAAUAAGUUUUUGUGCUCACGUGUGGACAAAAUCAAAGUUCCUCGGGUUAUCCAUCGGUGUGCACAACGUUGGACAGGGCUGUGUGUCUGUGUUAGACUAUGACGAAGAAUACAUUGUGACAUUUCCAAACGGCUACGGAAGGUCCAUUCUGACAGUGCCGUGGAUCGAGUUGGGAGGAACAGUGACGGUAACAUGCAAUAAGACUGGUUACAACGCCACCAUAGAGUUCCUCACGAAACCGUUCUACGGCGGCAAGAAGAACCGAGUGUCGGCCGAGGUUUUCGCGCCGGCAGAGAAGAAACCGUUUCUCACUGUGCAAGGAGAAUGGAAUGGUGCAAUGGAGGCCAAGUGGCCCGAUGGACGGACGGAAUUGUUCGUGGACGUGAACAAAAUACCCAUUAUUAAAAAAUGUGUGAAACCAAUCAUUGAGCAGGAAUCAAACGAGUCUCGAAUAGUCUGGAAAGAAGUGACUGCGGGUUUAAGGCUGAACGAUCUGGAUCGGGCGCACGAGGCAAAAACUACGAUAGAGCAAAGACAGCGAGAUUUAGUGCUCCAGAGGAAAAAUACAAACGUUGCUUGGGAAACUCAGGUAUUCCACGAGGCAGGCGAGAAUUGGGUUUACAAGAAUCCUUUGUCCCACCGAGCGAAGCCCUCGACAAAUAACACCAAGAAGAAGAUUCGAUAAAAGUGCAAAAAUGAAGUGAGAACGCGAGAGUGAACAGUAGCCUGGGACCAUUUUACAGUUUUCACUCUUAGUGAUAAGAAAAGUGACUUUCAAAUUUCCUCUUUGCUAGUUACAUGUGCAUCGGUUUUGUGAUUUCGUUAUUGGGACAACGCGUUUUUUUAUGUCACCGAUCAAGCGUUUUGUAGAUUUGUUUAACUCUAAAGUAGCAGUUUGUGAACAACUGAAUACUCAGGCCUAUUUGUGAGAAAUGGCACUACUCCCACCUCCACGAUUUUUGCAACUGGAACACCACUUCUCGCCACUUCCACCGUAUUUUCACUCGCAGUUGUUAGUAAAGCAAAGGCUUGAGCCGUCCAAUCCAAGGCAAAACUUCCCCCGCAAAUAAUUUCCGGCCGUCCAGCUCAGCUGCCCCUCAUCGGUCGAUGCGAAAAUUGACACCACUCAUGCUAACUUUCGUCUAAUUCAUUUCUAGUAGAAGCGUGCCAUGGCCUAAGUGGCUCAAAAUCCCAUUUUAUCUGCACUAGAAAAUAUUUUCACAUUUUGUCAAGCCAAAAUUGUUGCUCAUACCAAAAUGAUAUUCACAGGUUUCGGCUAGUACAUCGUUUCAUGCUUCUUGCAAUUUUUUAGAUUCUUACCUUUCUCGCGAAAAAACCCGAAAUUCGUGCAAUUCAUAUAUCACGUAAUGAGGAGCAUAAAUUAAAUAUUUAAGGUCUUUAUCCAUAUCAGAAUAAUUACUGCGGUUCCUUUUCACGGCUUAUACUGCUUCACGUGCCACACUAUAAACAAAAUUCAAAAUUUUACUUCCCCCUGACGCGGAGUAAUAUUCAAAUGCAACACAAGACAAGAAUUUUACCGCUUGCAGCUUACGACUGUGUUCAAACUAUUCCACUCCUUUUGUGACAGUUAACGUACGUAAAUCUAACGACACACAACAUGCAUAUUCAAAAAGCAGUUUGAUAGACUGUAUAAUUAAAUUUUUGCACAACUAUCAGAUGAAGCAUGUGCAUCAAGUAUAGUAAAAAAAAUGGUAUCAGCACAUUACUAUAUUAAAAUUGAAUACACAUGGAAAACGCAGUACACUAUUAAAAUUACGCAGGUUGCACAUGAAAAAGAAAUCUAUUUGAGCAGGUGCAAAUGGUUCUUGAAGAAUGAACGGAUCUUUCGAAUUGCAUCAUUAGUUCUGUAUUAAAUUUGUUUUUUGACCGAAGCGCAAUAAGCUGAAGGUAUACUAGUAUCUCCUAGGGUGGUUUUGGGAAAAAAUGAAAUAAAAUUAUAGAGGAAACCUGACAAACCGUAAAAAUAUAUGACGAAGAAAAUUAAUUGAUCCUUGCGAUGUAAUAUAACCACAUGUAUGCAAUGAAGUCUGUUACAAGAGUAUGAAAAUAUAUUAACUGUUAACGAUUU
Cloeon dipterum is the source of this 3673-nucleotide messenger RNA. RefSeq names its product oxysterol-binding protein-related protein 9. The transcript has 15 exons. The record is from RefSeq and is a predicted model, not a curated record. The coding region runs from base 44 to 2269 and encodes 741 amino acids. Gene Ontology annotation, cellular component: cytosol; membrane; intracellular membrane-bounded organelle. NCBI's taxonomy places the organism in Eukaryota, Metazoa, Arthropoda, Insecta, Ephemeroptera, Baetidae. Gene Ontology annotation, molecular function: sterol binding.